Molecule: messenger RNA, 954 nt
Organism: Sinocyclocheilus rhinocerous
Lineage: Eukaryota; Metazoa; Chordata; Actinopteri; Cypriniformes; Cyprinidae
Gene: sebox
Product: SEBOX homeobox
Exons: 3
Coding region: 24-950 (308 amino acids)
Molecular function (GO): DNA binding
Source: RefSeq, a predicted model, not a curated record
CUCUACUGCGCUAAUUCACCACUAUGGCAUUCUUUUUUGACCAAUCGUUGGAUUUGGUUAAAAAAAUAAGCGUGGAGACAGAAAGAGAUUUUAUUUUCAACACAAGCAUGGUCCAGUUGACAGAUGUAACCAGCAAGCAUUCGUUGUCUCCUGAGCUCGAAAGGACUCGGCAUGCUGAGGGGCAAAGGAAACGGAAGAGGACGAUUUUCAGCCGCGCGCAGUUGUCGGAGCUGGAGCACGCUUUCAUGAUCACGCCGUAUCCAGACAUCACUCUGCGCGAGCGCCUGGCUGCACUCACGCUGCUUCCAGAAAGCAAAAUCCAGGUGUGGUUCCAAAACAGACGAGCUCGCAGUAUGAAAAGCAAGAAGUCGAGCACAGCAGUUAGGAGGAGUCCAGGCAGGGAAGCGAGCUCUCACUCUAUAACCAAUCUUGAUUCAAACCCGGAACAAAUGUAUGGUGUUCCAGAACACAGAGACAGGCCAGAGGCCUGCAGAGGCCACCAGCAAAGCCUUAGACCAGCUCUCAGUCCCUGGUCUCAGAAUCUUCCGCAUCCAACGCCACCCACACCAGCCAUUUCUCCAGAGCUGCCCGGAGGUCUCCAGUGGGGCAGCAGACAGUCUGAAACCCCUGGAGCUUCAUCUUUCUCCAGCUGCCCAUCCGACAGGUUGGCUCACUAUCCAUUCCAAAGCCAGUCCAGCGGUCACUGGCAGAUCAACUGCUUUUCAGCUCACCCUGAAGGCUUCUCCGGGCAUCAGCUGAAAUCUUAUUGUGCUGCCAAUCAGGCCAUGUAUUCUUCCAUGUCUGUGGACCAAGCGAUGCCUGCACAUCAAACCAGUUUGGAGGAAGCGCUGCAAAGACAGGUUCUGACACACUACCCUCAGACCUCACUGGGAGACAUCUCCGACCUCAUAUAUAAAGCAGCUGUAGUCACCAAUCUGGAAGACUGCUAGUACA